AUGGACAUUCCAGGCGGUAAAAAACAACAUUUUCGACACCUUCUUUACUUCGCCUUUCGCCGAGGUCAAAAAGCCACCGAAGCUGCUCGGGAUAUUUGCGCCGUGUAUGGAGAGGAUGCUAUAACUGCGAGGACUGCUCGAAAUUGGUUUGCCAAAUUCAAAAAUGGCAAUUUCGACCUAGACGACUCUCUCCGCUCUGGUCGACCUUCUGACUUCGACGAGGAUAGUCUCAAAGCGCUUUUGAAGGAAGACGGCCGUCGAUCAAGUCGGGAAUUGGCCGAGAAGAUGUACUGCGACCAAAAGACAAUUUUGAACCAUCUUCACUCGAUGGGAUUUGCCGAACACCGCCCGACACCGGGCAACACGCGGCCACAAGCAACGAUUUUUGUAUAG
This is a messenger RNA of Necator americanus (New World hookworm), 393 nucleotides long. RefSeq lists its product as uncharacterized. The transcript has a single exon. Gene Ontology annotation, cellular component: site of double-strand break; nucleus; condensed chromosome. The record is from RefSeq and is a predicted model, not a curated record. Gene Ontology annotation, biological process: DNA integration; replication fork processing; double-strand break repair via nonhomologous end joining. Lineage: Eukaryota; Metazoa; Nematoda; Chromadorea; Rhabditida; Ancylostomatidae. Gene Ontology annotation, molecular function: double-stranded DNA binding; single-stranded DNA binding; DNA topoisomerase binding. The coding region runs from base 1 to 393 and encodes 130 amino acids.